GCCCAAAGAGAUAUUGUUUUACAGGUGUCCGCCCCUCCCGGUAGGCACACACCAGCCGGAGGACCCGGCGGGGGCUUCCGCGCGGCGAGGCGGGGAGCAGGCCGGGCGGCGGGCUCGGCACCAGCCUAUCCUUGUCGCGCAGAUAACCCCGAGGGAGCACCAUGUCGUCUCCGGCGUCCACCCCGAGUCGCCGCAGCAGCCGGCGCGGCCGAAGCACCCCAGCUCAGACGCCUCGGAGUGAAGAUGCCCGCUCGUCUCCGUUGCAGAGACGGCGGGGCGAGGACUCCACCUCUACCGGCGAGCUGCAGCCGAUGCCCACCUCGCCCGCAGCCGAGCUGCAGAGCCCAGCCCCACAAGACCGGUUAUUUUCUAGCCCUCCUCAGAUGCCUUCCUCAGCUAUUCCCCUGGACUUCGAUGUCAGUUCACCCCUGACCUAUGGCACUCCCAGCUCCCGCGUGGAGGGAACCCCGAGGAGUGGUGUCAGGGGAACACCCAUGAGGCAGAGACCUGACCUGGGCUCUGCCCGGAAGGGUCUACAGGUGGAUCUGCAGUCCGAGGGGGCAGCAGCUGAAGAUAAUGUCGUGGCGAGUGAGCAGUCCUUAGGCCAGAAGCUUGUGAUCUGGGGGACAGAUGUGAACGUGGCAACUUGCAAAGAAAAUUUUCAGAGAUUUCUACAGCGUUUCAUUGACCCCCUGGCUAAGGAAGAAGAAAAUGUUGGCAUUGACAUCACUGAACCUGUGUACAUGCAGCGACUCGCAGAGAUCAAUGUCAUUGGAGAGCCAUUUUUAAAUGUGAACUGUGAGCACAUAAAGUCCUUUGACAAAAAUUUGUACAGGCAGCUCAUCUCCUACCCACAGGAAGUUAUCCCAACUUUCGACAUGGCUGUCAACGAGAUCUUCUUUGACCGUUACCCUGACUCAAUCUUAGAGCAUCAGAUUCAAGUGAGACCGUUCAAUGCGUUGAAGACUAAGAACAUGAGAAACCUGAAUCCGGAAGACAUUGACCAGCUCAUCACCAUCAACGGCAUGGUGAUCAGGACGUCCCAGCUGAUCCCCGAGAUGCAGGAGGCCUUCUUCCAGUGCCAAGUGUGUGCUCACACGACCCGGGUGGAGAUGGACCGUGGCCGCAUUGCCGAGCCUUCCGUGUGCACACGCUGCCACACUAGCCACAGCAUGGCACUGAUCCACAACCGCUCCCUCUACUCCGACAAGCAGAUGAUCAAGCUCCAGGAGUCUCCUGAGGAUAUGCCCGCUGGACAGACGCCUCACACCGUCAUCCUCUUCGCUCACAAUGAUCUUGUGGACAAGGUCCAGCCUGGGGACCGAGUGAAUGUCACAGGAAUCUACCGGGCUGUGCCUAUUCGAGUCAACCCCCGCGUGAGCAACGUGAAGUCCGUCUACAAGACCCACAUCGAUGUCAUCCAUUACCGGAAAACAGACGCGAAGCGCCUACAUGGCCUCGACGAGGAAGCUGAACAGAAGCUUUUCUCGGAGAAACGUGUGGAAUUGCUUAAGGAGCUUUCAAGGAAACCAGAUAUCUACGAGAGACUUGCUUCAGCCCUAGCUCCGAGCAUUUAUGAGCAUGAGGAUAUAAAGAAGGGCAUCUUGCUCCAGCUCUUCGGUGGAACAAGGAAGGAUUUUAGUCACACAGGAAGGGGCAAAUUCCGGGCUGAAAUCAACAUCCUGCUGUGUGGUGACCCCGGCACCAGCAAGUCCCAGCUGUUGCAGUACGUGUACAACCUGGUACCCAGAGGCCAGUACACGUCCGGGAAGGGUUCCAGUGCCGUGGGCCUCACUGCGUACGUGAUGAAAGACCCCGAGACGAGGCAGCUGGUCCUGCAGACGGGCGCCCUCGUGCUGAGCGACAAUGGCAUCUGCUGCAUCGACGAGUUCGACAAAAUGAAUGAGAGCACCCGAUCGGUGCUGCACGAGGUCAUGGAACAGCAGACUCUGUCCAUUGCGAAGGCCGGGAUCAUCUGUCAGCUCAACGCACGCACCUCCAUCCUGGCAGCGGCAAAUCCCAUCGAGUCCCAGUGGAACCCCAAGAAAACCACCAUCGAAAACAUCCAGCUGCCUCACACGCUAUUGUCAAGGUUUGACUUGAUCUUCCUCAUGCUGGACCCCCAAGAUGAGGCCUACGACAGGCGGCUGGCUCACCACCUGGUCUCACUGUACUACCAGAGUGAAGAGCAGGUGGAGGAGGAGUUCCUGGACAUGGCCGUGCUGAAAGACUACAUCGCAUACGCCCACAGCACCAUCAUGCCACGGCUCAGCGAGGAGGCCAGCCAGGCCCUCAUCGAGGCGUACGUAGACAUGCGGAAGAUCGGCAGCAGCCGGGGAAUGGUAUCUGCAUACCCUCGUCAGCUGGAAUCGUUAAUUCGCUUGGCAGAAGCCCACGCCAAAGUACGGUUUUCCGGCAAAGUGGAAGCAAUCGAUGUGGAGGAGGCCAAGCGCCUCCACCGUGAGGCUCUGAAGCAGUCUGCCACCGACCCCCGGACGGGCAUUGUGGACAUAUCCAUUCUCACCACAGGAAUGAGUGCCACCUCUCGUAAACGGAAGGAAGAAUUAGCCGAGGCGUUGAAAAAGCUUAUUUUAUCCAAGGGCAAAACACCAGCUCUGAAAUACCAGCAACUUUUUGAAGAUAUUCGGGGACAGUCUGACAUAGCCAUCACCAAGGAUAUGUUUGAAGAAGCCCUGCGAGCCCUGGCUGAUGACGACUUCCUGACUGUCACCGGCAAAACUGUCCGCCUACUGUAAGGCUGUGGCAUGUCAUGAGCCACAUUGACACCCACAUGUGGCCUCCAGGCCAGUCUGCUGCUGCCAUCUGUCUCAGUGGACUCUGGAAGGCAUUAUUUGGCUGUAUCAAAGCUUUCUAACUUGGGUUCAGUGUUCUUAGUAAAGCAUAUGUUUUCAUGUUUCUAGUAAAGCAAAAAAAGAAA
This is a messenger RNA of Ochotona princeps (American pika), 2938 nucleotides long. It is a transcript of the gene MCM4, whose product is annotated as minichromosome maintenance complex component 4. Gene Ontology annotation, biological process: mitotic DNA replication initiation; DNA replication; double-strand break repair via break-induced replication. Gene Ontology annotation, molecular function: single-stranded DNA helicase activity; ATP binding; single-stranded DNA binding. Lineage: Eukaryota; Metazoa; Chordata; Mammalia; Lagomorpha; Ochotonidae. Gene Ontology annotation, cellular component: nucleus; MCM complex. The transcript is spliced from 16 exons. Bases 162 to 2756 code for a protein of 864 amino acids. The record is from RefSeq and is a predicted model, not a curated record.